Molecule: messenger RNA, 3493 nt
Organism: Dreissena polymorpha
Lineage: Eukaryota; Metazoa; Mollusca; Bivalvia; Myida; Dreissenidae
Product: myotubularin-related protein 9-like
Exons: 14
Coding region: 225-1904 (559 amino acids)
Biological process (GO): negative regulation of autophagy
Source: RefSeq, a predicted model, not a curated record
AUAAAUUUCAUUUCCGGGUAUGGAAAAGUGUUUCCGGUGAAAAAAGGCAACAUUAACAUAUUAAAUUAGCACGUCGGAUUUUGAAUUAACAACCUCUUAAAACACCCAAUUUUCAUUAAAAAAUAAAUAUUUUAACAUGUUCGUUUAAGGAACCGAUAUUUUUCGGUGAACAGGAGAAAGAUUAACCUCCCUGAACUACACCUCAGCAGCAGUCUCUAUAUUACAUGGAGUUUGCAGAGUUUAUCAAGACUCCAAUGGUUGAUGGAGUGACACUUCGCAAGCCUUUCUGUAAGCCAGUGGAGGGCACACUGUGCAUAACUGGUCACCAUUUGAUCCUUUCAUCUAGGAAAACUAACAGGGAAGAAUUAUGGCUGCUGCACUCAAGUGUGGACAGUGUGGAAAAGAGGUUAGACAACACUCGAGGCGUUGUCAUGAUACGCUGUAAAGAUCUCACGCGUCUCGCCCUCGACAUUCCCUCGGCGACUGAAUGCCUCAAUGUGGCUUUGUCUAUUGAGCAGCUGUCAAACAUUGAUGACAUUACACUAAAGUACCCAUUUUUCUACCGCCCGACAUUUGACAUUUUGGAGGACGGCUGGCAGGCAUUCCAGCAGGGCGCCGAGAUGAGCAGAUACAAGGAAUGCAUGGAGGACUGGAGGAUUUCCACUGCAAACAAGGAUUACAAGUUAUGUCAGAGUUACCCACAGUCGGUGGUGGUUCCAAAGGGUGUGACGGAUGAGAUGCUAGCCAAGGUGGCCCAGUUCAGGCAGAACGGACGCUUUCCUGUCUUGAGCUAUUUUCACAGGGACAGCAAGGCUGUUUUGAUGCGCUCAAGCCAGCCACUGACCGGCUCGAGUGGACGACGCUGCAAGGACGAUGAACGCCUAGUGAACGCAGUGCUAGGAAUAGGGAUUAGAGGUUACAUCAUAGACACUCGGUCCCAGAGUGCGGUCAAGGCUGAACUGAAAACAGGGGGAGGUUAUGAGCCUGAGGCCCACUACUCACAGUGGAAGCGUCUCAAUCAGGCCAUAGAGCGCCGGCAGGUGUUCCAUGAGUCUCUCAUCAAACUCAUUGAAGCCUGCGCCGAUACUGGCACCACACAGGACAAGUGGCUAUCCAAGCUAGAUGCCAGUGGGUGGUUGGGACAUGUCAAGGACAUUCUUACCUGUGCCUGUCUAGUGGCACAGUGCAUUGAUAAAGAUGCUGCCUGCGUGUUGGUACAUGGCUCGGAAGGGGUUGAUACCACGCUGCAGGUGACCUCUCUGGCACAGGUCAUCAUGGACCAUGACUGCAGAACAUUCACGGGGUUUGAGGCCCUGAUAGAGAGAGAGUGGCUACAGGGCGGUCACCCGUUCUCUGACCGCUGUGCCAAGUCUGCCCACGCUGUUACCAGGCAACGACAGGAGUCCCCCGUGUUCCUGCUCUUCCUUGACUGUGUCUGGCAGAUUUGGCAGCAGUUUCCAUGUUCAUUUGAGUUCACAGAGGAUUUUCUAAUUGUCCUGUUUGAACAUGCAUACUCAUCACAAUUUGGUACAUUCCUGUGUAACUCAGACCUAGAAAGGAAGUGUUUAAAGCUGCACAGUCGCACGAUAUCACUGUGGUCGUACCUGAAUCGCCCGGAGGUCCUAGGCCAGUACAUCAACCCUAUGUAUGACCCCAACCCUGCUGUGAUAUGGCCCUCUGUAGCCCCGCAGAGUUUGACACUUUGGAGUGGGCUGUACCUAAGAUCCCAGAUUAACCAAUCAAAACAGCAGGAGGCUUGGACUGAGGUUGCUAAGAUACGAGAAUACGACAAAGAGCUGAGAUCAAAAGUCAUGAAACUAAGGAGACAUCUGGUGUUCCUGGAGCAAGAGGCAGUGACUGCAGGAGUUAUCCUCCCAUCUACUCUCAACGGAGACAUCAACUGACGAGGGGACAGGGCACAAAACAGGGGUGUUAAUUCUCCCCCUGUCAGCUCAUAUUCCCCCUUUUAAUGUCAACAUAAUUUUGAAGAUAGUUAUUUAAUUUGUUGAAUAUAUAUAAACAUUAAGAGUAUCAAUGAACUAUGUAAGAAGGGGGGGUCUAAGGGAAUAUUCCUCUCUUGAUUUGGUUCUUAAAUCAUUAAAUCACACCCCUGGCUGUCAAUUAGACAUCUAAUAUUUGUGUCUGUAAUUGGGAGCAAUGUAAACAACUUAAUCUACAAGUCUCUAUAUCUAUAUUCCAAAAGAAAUCAUGUUUUGGUCUUAGGUAAUUAUUUUGCUGAAUGUUCUGUUGUUGAUGUUGUUAUUGUUGUUUCCUUAGUGAGUAUGUUUGAAUAAGACAAGAUGUAAAAAAGUUAAAGUAAGGUGAAAUUGGGAACCCAUGUAAAGCUAAAAGAAAUGUUUAAUGGUGUAUGUAUUAUCUGUAAGUAUAGAUAAGGUACAAAGUGCAUUUGUAUCUAUGGCUUAUAUGCAUUCUAAAAGUUAAGUGGUAAAGAAAAGUCUUUUUUUUUUAUUGAAAAAGCUUAAUGAUUAGCAAACAAUCACUGGGUGGUUGAGCGGGCGGUAGGAAACAAUGAUGAUGUUAACAAUUUAGAAUAAGAUUUUGAAUGUUUAAAUUAUUUAUUUAAGUUCUUGGUCAACUUCAUAAAAAUUUACACAAAUGUGUAUUGGAAAGUUCUCUACAAAACACCUGCAUGUGGUUGCACUUGACUGCACAAGAUAGCCCACAGUAUAUUUGUGUCUUGUUCUGAGAAAAUUGGGCUUAAUGCAUGUGCGUAAAGUGCCAUUGCAGAUUAGCCUGUGCAGUCCGCACAGGCUAAUCAGGGACGACACUUUCCGCAUAAACUUGAUUUUCGGUAAGGAAGGACUUCCUUGAAACUAAAAAUACCAUAAAAGCGGAAAGUGUCGUCCCUGAUAAGCCUGUCCGGACUGCACGGCUAAUCUGGGACGACACUUUAGGCACAUGCAUUUUGCCCAAUUAUCUCAGAACAAGGCUCAUUUAAAUGCAUAUACGUAUGUAUGUAUAAGCACAACAUGUAUGAACUUUUUACUGUAAUCUUUCUAAUCAUGGGAUUGUGCAAUAUUGUAUAUUAAGAUGCUUUUUUUAUUUUUCAAAACUUAUAAUAAUGGCCGAUAAUAUUCAAUAUUUUGUAAGACGGAAGAUUACGAGAAUUGCAGAAAAACGUACUGUUAUUGUUAAAUUAUGAUUUACUGUGAUAUUUGUUCACCACAUUCAUGACAUAGUGUGAUUUUAUUUCAAAGGCUGUUACUGUAAAUUAGAACAGGUCUAGAAAAUAUGUAUAGAAAUAUAAUAUUUAAAUUUUGCUAUGUAAUAAGUUUGUUAUUUUAUCAGCCAAAAAUACCUAUACUUAUUUAGUCUGUUUAAUUUAGCCAUUUAUCAUAUUGAUCAAACUUACGGGCUCAUUGUUCAUGAAACACCAAAACCUGACCAUGGAAUGACAUCUUUUCAAAUCGUGUUUAAUGUGUUCCUUUUUUGUUCAAAAUGGAAUUUUCCUUUAAGAUAAUAAAUCUUGAAU